AUGGCGUUUAGAAGGACAGAGGGAAUGUCCAUCAUCCAGGCCUUGGCAAUGACUGUGGCAGAGAUCCCCGUGUUUGUUUACACAACAUUUGGGCAGUCUGUCUUCUCUCAGCUGAGGCUCUCUCCAGGCCUACGUAAGGUGCUGUUUGCUACAGCUGUGGGGACAGUUGCCUUGGCUCUCGCAGCUCAUCAGCUGAAGCGGCGGCGGCGGCGGAAGAAGCAGAUCGCGCCGGACAAGUGUGGGUUUAAGCCUGGAGGGAUCACAGUGCCCAUCUUGCCAACCAGAAGGGUCUCCUCCGUGAAGAAAGGGUACUCGAGCAAGAGAGUCCAGAGUCCUGGCAGCAAGAGCAAUGACACACUCAGUGGGAUUUCCUCCAUUGAGCCCAGCAAACAUUCCAGUUCCUCCCACAGCCUCGCCUCGAUGGUAGCAGUCAACUCUGCAAGUCCAAUACCAGCAGGGGUGUGGGAGGCCCAGGCAAUGGGGGAUGCUGGAGCCAUUGUUGAUUCCAGUGCAGAAAGCCUCUACAUUCAAGGCAUGGAGCUGUUUGAGGAGGCCCUGCAGAAGUGGGAGCAGGCAUUGACCAUCAGGCAGAGAGACAAUGCCAGUACCAGCACCCCCGUGCCCUGGGACAGCAAGAAACAGCAAGAGAGCAAGUCUGAGAGCAUCCCAGAGGAGGAGUCCCAGAAAAGGGAGUUUGCUGAGAAGCUGGAAUCCCUCUUGCAUCAAGCCUACCACCUGCAGGAAGAGUUUGGGUCUUCACUUCCAUCAGACAGUGUCCUGCUGGAUCUUGAGAAGACUUUAAUGCUUCCACUGGCGGAUGGAUCCUUGCGGCUCCGGACAGAUGAUGAAGACAGCUCCAUUUCUGAGGACUCCUUCUUCUCUGCAGCAGAGCUCUUUGACUCUCUCCACUUUGAGGAAAUACCAUUCCACCUCUCUAAGCCAGUAGCAGCAUAUGAAGAAGCUCUGCAGCUGGUGAAAGAAGGGAAGGUUGCCUGCCGGACACUGAGGACAGAGCUCCUUGGCUGCUACAGUGACCAGGAUUUCCUCGCCAAGCUGCACUGUGUCAGGCAGGCCUUCCAGGAGCUGCUGGAGGAUGAAAGCAAUCAACUGUUUUUUGGAGAGGUUGGGAAGCAAAUGGUGAUAGGACUGAUGACAAAGGCUGAAAAGAAUCCAAAAGCUUUUCUGGAAAGCUACGAGGAGAUGCUACGUUAUGCACUGAAGCAAGAGACCUGGCCAACCACUCAGCUGGAGCUGGAGGGAAGAGGGGUGGUGUGCAUGAGUUUCUUUGAUAUUGUGCUGGACUUCAUCCUGAUGGAUGCUUUUGAGGAUCUGGAGAACCCUCCCUCCUCCGUGCUGGCCGUGCUGCGCAACCGCUGGCUCUCCGACAGCUUCAAGGAGACGGCUCUAGCAACUGCCUGCUGGUCAGUGCUGAAAGCAAAAAGGAGGCUUCUGAUGGUACCAGAUGGUUUUAUCUCUCAUUUCUACUCCGUAUCGGAGCAUGUCAGUCCUGUUCUAGCCUUUGGUUUUCUGGGGCCCAAGCAGCAGCUAUCUGAAGUCUGCAGUUUUUUCAAGCACCAGAUAGUACAGUACCUGAAGGACAUGUUUGAUUUGGACAACGUGAGGUACACGACGGUGCAGUCCCUGGCAGAAGACAUCCUGCAGCUGUCGCGGCGGCGCAGCGAGAUCCUCUUGGGAUAUCUGGGCACUGAGACCUCCCCGGCACUGAACGGCACGGUGCCUGGGGACAGCGAGCCCCUGAAGGAGCUCAUCUGA
Chaetura pelagica (chimney swift) is the source of this 1773-nucleotide messenger RNA. It is a transcript of the gene MIGA2, whose product is annotated as family with sequence similarity 73, member B. Gene Ontology annotation, biological process: mitochondrial fusion. The coding region runs from base 1 to 1773 and encodes 590 amino acids. The transcript is spliced from 15 exons. Lineage: Eukaryota; Metazoa; Chordata; Aves; Apodiformes; Apodidae. The record is from RefSeq and is a predicted model, not a curated record.